GACAAUUACACUGAAAACAUGCAAGCAGACAGAGAAGAGAUGGGAGCCCCGCGUUCUCUCAUCAUUUUGUCUAAACAAGUUAAACGUCCAUGCGCCCCAAACAGGUUACCUUUUCAAAUACUGUUUAACAAAUGCAUGAAGGAGGACAAAGUCCCGAAAGUUGCCAGUUUUACAAAUGCAAUGCAUUUUCUCCGGUUUAGUGUAAAGUUAAAUUUCCAAUAUGGUAGGAGAGGUUGUUGUUGUACAGUCGGCUGUUGUCAUGUCCCCGCAGUGCCGGUAGUGGUGCUGUAAGGAGAGUCUGCUGAUGACCGAACUAAAACCCCAACAAGCUCUAUACUGCUAUUUUUUGUUGCAGAUAAACUACAUUUAUUUGAAUCAUGGAUCCCAGCAAAAACAUUCACGGAUAGAAAAAGGCUCGUUUAAAUUAAAAAUACCGAAAAUCAGUGCAUAUAUAGCCCGGUUAUUUAUAAUUAGCAUUUCCAGACUCCGUCCGGAGUGGAUAUUAUAUACUGCACAUACCAAUUGAAGCUGAUGUUCUCAAGGACCAGAGUCACGUGAUGUUUGAAGGCAAACACAUACACUUCUCGGAGGUGGACAAUAAGCCACUGUGCUCGUACAGCCCCAAACUCUGCAAGCAGCGCAGGCUCAACGGCUACGCCUUCUGUAUCCGCCAUGUCCUGGAGGACAAGACUGCCCCCUUCAAGCAGUGCGAGUAUGUGGCCAAGUACAACAGCCAGAGGUGCACCAACCCCAUCCCUAAAUCUGAGGACCGCAGGUACUGCAACAGCCACCUGCAGGUCCUGGGCUUCAUCCCCAAGAAGGAGCGGAAGAAGAAGCAGGACGUGCUGGACGAGAUGCGCGGGCGCCCCCACCUGGAGGCCGUGGCCCUCAACAUCACGGUGCCACCGCUGGCUCUGAGGACACCCAAUGGGCUGGACGAGCUGCCGCCCUCCCCGACCCGCGGCCGCUCCUUGGCCCCUUCCGAGCUGGAGCUCCUGGACCCGUUCGCCUUCCACGAAGAUGAGACAGACGGGGAAGAAGGGGCUGCCGUGCGCAAGGGCUCCACGGUCAGGAAGAGGCUACAGAGCAGGCUAGCGCUUGACCCAGCGCUACGGUUGUGUAACUCAAAUACCCUCUUGCCCCCACCAGAGCGCUUUAGCCCCUCCCCUCGACCGUGUCAGCCGCCACCCUGCUCAUCCUCCCCCCUUCUUCCCGCCCUCCCUUCUCAGCAACCUGAGCGCUCAUACCUGACUGCCCCCAGCUGCCCCACGCCCCCACAGGGUUUGUUAUGCAAGGUGACCCCACCUCCACAGGUUGGCCCCUCUCCAGCCAGUGGCAACACCCCCACACAACCCACGGGCCCCACCCCCAGCAGGAAGACCACACCCACUACCACACCCACUGCCACGCCCCUGCCGCCUGGCAGCCAGGACAGUCCGCAGAGGCGUGUGGUAGUGAUGCACCCCGUGGAGUUCUCCCCUCCGCCCGCCUGCCUGGCGCGAAUUCGGCGCCUGGUGCAGUUCUGCUCCAAGAGACACCGGCAGCAUGGCGACCUCUUCCCUCACCUAGGAUUAGACUGGUCCGAGGACAGCACGGAUGACGAGGAGGAGGAGAUGGAGAGAAUUCUGUCGUAUGAGUGCUCCCGGAGGGCGCAGGAGCGACGCCUGCAGGACGACUCAGACGAAGAUGCCAACAGCCCCCGCACCACCAGGCUGGUCCGACUGUGUAGUUUCCUGCGGCAGAAAUACAAGCUCCUCUGCCGACAGGAGAGAGCCGCCAUGCGUCAGAAGAGAUACCGUUAUGCCUUCCGCAAAGCCCUGCUGCAGGCAGCCAGCAAGGACCCGGACUGUACUGGCCGCCUCAUCCAGGAGCUGCGCAGUGCCUCUCGGGCACCCUCCAGCACCAGGAUGUCAUCUGCGCGGCCCAGUCCAGAGUCUGGAUGCUGCACGGGCAGCACCGGGGGCCAGGCCUGCCACGGCAGGGCGCUGCCCUUCACUCGGCACUGCUUCCAGCACAUCCUGUUGAACCGCUCGCAGCAGCUCUUCUGCAGCUGUACCGCCAAGUUCGCCGAUGGCCAGCAGUGCCCCGUGCCCGUGUUUGACAUCACGCACCAGACGCCGCUCUGUGAGGAGCACGCCAAGAAGAUGGAUAACUUUCUGCGGGGCGACAGUAACCGGCGCAUCCAGCACCAACAGCAGCGGAAACCGCGCAAGAAGAGCAAGCCCCCUGCGCUGACCAAGAAACACAAAAAGAAGAGGCGGAGAGGGCCCCGUCGUCCGCAGAAGCCCAUCCCCCCCGCCGUGCCCCAGGGUAACCUGGGAAUGCCCUCCAGCCUCUCAUUGCCCUCACAAGCUGCCAAUAUCAGGAGUCCAUCGACUCCGGACCUGAGUGCAGAUGAGCUUCCAGAUGACAUCACCAAUGACAUGACAGACAUUCCAAAUGACCUCGAGCUGAACCAGGAGGACUUCUCGGACGUGCUGCCCAGGCUUCCGGAUGACCUGCAGGACUUCGAUCUGUUUGAAGGCAAGAACGGUGAGCUCCUCCCCACCACGGAGGAGGCGGAGGAGCUUGUCCGGGCCCUCCAGGCCAUGGGCUCCUACCCGGACUCGCUGGUGUGCCUGAGCUCCAUGGGGGAGCUGUCCCAGCCAGACGGACCGGAUCAGCGCUCCAUGGCCACGUUCACCGGACCGGGGACUCCAGGCGGGAGCAUGGGCGACCUUCUGAACGGACGCCUCCCCGCCGAGAAUUUCACCAGCCUGGAGCUGGAUGACAACCUCCUGCACUCCGCCGGGGGCCCUUUCCCGCCGGCACCUUCGCCCCAGGCUCCGCCCAUCCCGCCUGCGCCAACCCUGACCGCCGCCAUCAGGGGUGUCGCCCCCUCCCCUGCUGGACUCUUGACGGACCGGACGUUUGCGGCUCACCCCUCCCACCUCCUGGCCAAGGCUGAGGCUGAGGUCCCGCUGGCCACCCCCCCGCACUAUGGCAGCGAGCAUGUGCCCUCACCCUACAGCGACCACAUCUCGUCCCCCCGGCCUGGGCCCUUCCAGACAGAGCCACCCCUGCUGCUGGAGGUCCCCCUCAGCGGCGUGCCGUGUCCCACCCGCUCGCCCUGGAGCAGCCUGCCUCUCUCCCUGACUGACCCCACGCACUUUGGCAAUCUGGUUGGCCCUGAGGGCCACCUGAUGUCCACAUCCCUGUCCACCCCCCCCUCCAGCACACAUUCGGCUACCAUCCAGCCCACGGCUGCCCUCUCGGCUCUCCCCCCAAGCGGCCUGACGGGCCUGACUGCCCCCGCCCCCUCCUCGUCUGCCGCUUCCUCGUCCUCCACCUCUUUUCAUGACCUCAUGACCUCCGGCCAGCCCAAGCAGCAGCUCCCCCAGUUCAGCGCCGUCUUCGGUCAUCAGCUGGUGUCACACAGCGGCAUUCCCAAGGACGUGCAGCCCAGCCACAGCUCUACGGCUCCCCCUACAGGUUUUUCCAUCGCCAGCGCCACCGCGGCCAGUGCCAACAACACGGCGCCCCCCUUCAGCAAGCAGUGACUUGGGAGUGUGGGGAGUGCAGGAAGCAGAGGACCAGCUCCGGAGCGCCAUCAGCCGCAGGGAGGACAGAGAGGGAUGUCGUCCGACAGAGAGAAUCCCCCCCCUGCUGGCCUGAGCGGCCCUGCCUGGUUUGGUGAGCUGGUGAUCCGUUCUUCAGGUCUUCGGAUCACAGCCCUCUCGGCCUGCCCCACCCAAGUCUGCCACCCGCCUUGCUAGCACAGCGUAGUCGGCAGCGUGACGCGGGCUGUGUGGCUCCCGCAGAACCCGCCCCCGCUCUCGCCUGCUACGCCGUUAGGGAUUAACGAGCCCUGUGAUUGCGUCCGAGGGCUGGGGGCCACACUCUGACUGCGGAUCCCUUCUGGGCUCUUGGCUGGAUGCCAGAGUUUCAAGCAAUAACCCGUCAUUAUAAUUUUUUUAUCAGAGUAUUUUAGCACAUAGUAUUGGCACCGCCUCUGUAUUCAUACCUUCACCAGUUAACCAUUCAUAGCAGACUUGGAGCGCUGGGCCUGAUUAUCCUCAUAAAACCCUAAAGAGAAAUGUGUGGAAAAUCACGAAAACUGAAUGUCUGGCAAAGAGCAGAUGGUCAGUCAGGUCGGGGAGCUUAUCCUUGGUUGGGAAGGAGAAAUAUGUAACACCUGAAAAACAUGCAAAACGUUCUACCCUAUCAGUGAAGACGACAAAAACAUCCAUUGGUUCAAAGUGUCCCAAAUCUUUUCAAUGGUGCUCUUUCAGUCUCAGUGCAAAAGCGGCCUUUCACAGGACGCCCUGCAUCGUGACCUGCGUCCCAGCGAGUGGGGGGUGGGGGCACGGUGUCUGUGCUUCAGGAACUCCGAGAUGACCGGUUAAGUGGCUUGGGAGCCAAAGGGGUCCUUCUUAGAGACUGUGAUUCAGGGAGCAUCGCAGGCAUCAACGUAGUGGGAGCGCAAUUGUGUCAUGGGGGACCAGGAAGGGCCCAGCUCUCACAGGCCUUGGGGCCCCUGUACAUGGGGGACGAGGGGACCCGUGUCAUACUGCCGUCUGACUGGAGGCUUCUGUUCCUUUAAGCGUCCAGAUGUUAAAACAGGUGGGAAGUCAGAAAGAAAGUACCUGGUGUAACUGCUCCAACUGCUUUAACGAUGGUUUUAUUACAGCACUAAACAUGGGUUUUGGUAGUGUUUUUUUAGGAACUGGAAUAUUAUAACUAUUGUUAUAAGUAUUUAAUAUAUUUAUAGAGUAGCGGUCUCAACAUUGGGUUUUAUUGGUGAGUCAAAAUAAGUGAUAUGGAAUGAGAAUUGAAAACAACUUAUUUGCAAAUUAUAACUGAUGGAGCCAGUGUUUCGUGGAGUAUCUGUGAGCUUUUUAAUAGCUAUCGGAAUCAUCUCGUGAUGGUUUUGUUCUCUCCACAGGCUGAAUGGAUGCAGUAGGCUGUGUGUUGUGGAAUUUGUGUCCCUUUCUAUUGAGCAACUUUAAUUAAGUAGCUGUGAGUAUCUAUGAUGGCUUGGUGCACUUUUUGAUAGCUAUUAAAGUCCGCACAGCAGUUGCCGCCAAACAGCUGGACCGAGUAUGGGGGGGGGGGGGGGGGUGGAUAGAAGCUAUCGCCCAUCAACCGACAUCCUUAACUUUUUGGGACGCUUUUCCAGACUUUUACUUGAGGACGUCCCUAAGCACUGAUGUGAAAUUUGUAAACCUGAGACCAAUGCUAACUCAGACUCUUAGCCUUGGCUAAUGCUAACUCAGACUCUUAGCCUUGGCUAAUGCUAACUCAGACUCUUAGCCUUGGCUAAUGCUAACUCAGACUCUUAGCCUUGGCUAAUGCUAACUCAGACUCUUAGCCUUGGCUAAUGCUAACUCAGACUCUUAGCCUUGGCUAAUGCUAACUCAGACUCUUAGCCUUGGCUAAUGCUAACUCAGACUCUUAGCCUUGGCUAAUGCUAACUCAGACUCUUAGCCUUGGCUAAUGCUAACUCAGACUCUUAGCUUUUGCGAUAGAAGGCACUGUACCUGCAGCCUUGUAGAAUUAGUACAAGAGCAGCAAAACUACACCCUCUUGGCUGCGGUCAGCCACCAUUGGCUCUCAGGAUCGUUAAUCCCCUCCUCAGCUCUGACCUUUGACCUUUGUUAGGACAUGCCCCCUCUCUCUGACCUUGUCAGGACACAGACCCAGCUGUGGGGAAAAACCUCCCCAAGUCUUAGGGAUCAUGAAGCCCAAAGUAUGGAUGAAUUUUAAUAUGCUGAGUCCCAUUUUCGAUUGGAAUCUUUCCUAGCAGUACAGAGUUCUGCCAGCCGGGAUUUAUAGCUGUGUGUUUUUGCUCAAGUAGGGAGGAACCCCACCCCAAUAUCAAAAGGAGAAAAUUAUUCUACAGCUCUAAAGGUUCUGGUUACCAGCCAAGAUCCAGAGCGGCAGACAAAUUCCUAUACAUUGAAUGUACUGUAUUACUGUUUUUAAAGAUAAUAGGACGAGCUAAUAAUCUAGUCACCUUUUGUUAUUUGUCCUUGUUUAAGUUAAGGUAUUUUUUGUAUACAAAGGUUUACAUUUUUAUGUAUAUUUUUCUUGUGUACAAAUUAUGUAAUAUGUGUAAAAACACUGUAUGUAAUAUCUGUAUAUAGCGUGGCAAAUUGAUCUUUGUUUUUGGAUGUAUGAAUAAAUACUUGCUGUGAGGUA
This is a messenger RNA of Brienomyrus brachyistius, 6180 nucleotides long. It is a transcript of the gene ino80db, whose product is annotated as INO80 complex subunit Db. Gene Ontology annotation, cellular component: nucleus. The record is from RefSeq and is a predicted model, not a curated record. The coding region runs from base 558 to 3539 and encodes 993 amino acids. The transcript is spliced from 11 exons. NCBI's taxonomy places the organism in Eukaryota, Metazoa, Chordata, Actinopteri, Osteoglossiformes, Mormyridae.